Molecule: messenger RNA, 3603 nt
Organism: Cucurbita maxima (winter squash)
Lineage: Eukaryota; Viridiplantae; Streptophyta; Magnoliopsida; Cucurbitales; Cucurbitaceae
Product: CRM-domain containing factor CFM3, chloroplastic/mitochondrial
Exons: 8
Coding region: 40-2580 (846 amino acids)
Biological process (GO): RNA splicing, via transesterification reactions
Molecular function (GO): mRNA binding
Source: RefSeq, a predicted model, not a curated record
GCGAGAAGUGACGCAAUUCGGCUUCAGCUUCCUGUCGCCAUGGCGCUCUCGCCAUUUUUAACCAAUCCUUCUUCUUCUUUUUUUCUGCAUUCUUCAUCGCCAUCGUUCUGCUUUUUUCUUCGCCAUUCUGAAAGCCCGUCUUCAAUCCUCGUCGCACCUCUUCGAUUCAAAAUUCGUUGUUCUAACAACGCAAUCGAAGUUGAAACCCAACCACCUCGUCGAAUCCGAGUGGAUUUCGAAGUAAAGAAGAAGCGGAAGCCCAGGCCUAGCUUCCUCGAGCAAAUUCGCCAUAAGUGGUCGACAAAACCGACUUCCUCAAGAGAUAAGUUCCCCUGGCAACAGCAAGAACAAGAUAGAGAGCAGAAGGAGGAGGAGGAAGAGGAAGAACGGAUUGGCUAUGAAGAUUCUGUUUCAAUUCGCGACUCAACGACUAAUGUAACUCAAGCGGUUCCUAUAAGUCGCCCAAUUUCGGCCCCUUGGGCUCACGGUAGCAAAUCCAGAAAUUCGCAGUUCGAUUUCGAACCUAAAACGCCAGAAAAAGUGUUUAAUGAGAUAUCCGAGGAUUUUGCUGAUGAUUCAAGUAAUCGCUACGCAAUUACGAGAAGUUUUGACGAUAUUGCUUCUCCUGGUGGAAAAUCGAAUGGAGAAAUUAGUGAACGUAUUGAUGAAAUUUCAGUGGAAUUUUCGGAAGACGAGGAGGAAAUUAAUCCUGUAGAUCUGAACGUUCUGCCGAUUACUGAAAAACGUUCACCGUUGAGCAAAAAAUUUGUACGUUCUGUGAGUUCUGAUAAUGAUAGCAAUGGUCCAGUUGAUUUGCCAUGGAAGAGAGAGCCGCGUAGGGAUUCUGAAGAAGUUGAUCAGAGAAGCAGCAAAACAUUAUUGGCUGAGAAAACGCUUCCUGAGCACGAAUUGCGGAGGCUCAGGAACAUUUCUUUGAGAAUGCUGGAAAGAAUUGAAGUGGGGGUCGCAGGUAUAACUCAAGAACUGGUGGAUACCAUUCAUGAGAAGUGGAAGGUAGAUGAAGUUGUCAAGUUGAAAUUUGAAGGGCCUCUUACUGUCAACAUGAAGAGGGCACACGAGACAUUAGAGAAUAGAACGGGCGGAUUGGUCGUAUGGAGGUCGGGUAGUAUGAUAGUAUUGUAUAGGGGAAUGACAUACCACCUGCCUUGUGUUCAAUCUUAUGCCAAACAAAAUCAAGCUAAAAGUUGUAGAUUGGAUGGUUCAAAUAAUGUAGAAUAUGAUGCUAACACGGUCAGAACUACGAGUACAAUUGUUUCCGGUGCUUUGAAGCAUACCAAGACGUUAUCUGAAAAGGAACUCGCGGAGUUGAGUGAUCUGAACCUUUUGUUAGACGAGAUAGGUCCGCGUUUUAAGGAUUGGUCAGGCUGUGAGCCAUUGCCUGUUGAUGCAGACCUGCUUCCUGGUAUAGUUCCGGGAUACAAACCUCCAACUAGAAUUCUGCCUUAUGGGGUAAGACAUUGUCUCAAGGACAAGGAGGUGACUGCUUUUCGUAGACUUGCAAGAAAAAUGCCUCCACAUUUUGCUUUAGGAAGGAAUAGACAACUGCAAGGUUUGGCCAAUGCUAUGAUAAAGCUAUGGGGAAAAUGUGCAAUUGCAAAGAUUGCUAUAAAACGAGGUGUAGAAAAUACACGUAAUGAGAGAAUGGCAGAAGAACUCAGGAUAUUGACAGGAGGAACGCUACUCUCUAGAAACAAGGAGUAUAUUGUUUUCUAUAGGGGCAACGAUUACCUGCCACCCACAAUCACAGAUGCAUUGAAAGAAAGGCGGAAGCUAGCAGAUCUUCAGCAAGAUGUCGAAGAGAAGGCACGACAGAUGGCUUCAACUUCAGUUGAGUCAAAAGUGAAAGCUUCAGAUGCUCCAUUGGUUGCUGGUACACUUGCAGAAACCAUUGCAGCAACUUCUCGUUGGGGAAGCCAACAAAGUGGUCAAGAUAUUGAGACUAUGAGAGAAGAUUCAGCUUUAGCAAAACUUGAAUCUCUAAUUGAAGACCUCAAGAAGAAACUAGCUCUUGCAAAAGGGAAGGUAACAAAAGCUGAGAAGAUUAUAGCAAAAUUGCAGGGGAAGAAAGAACCAGCAGAGCUUCCCACUGAUUUGGAGACCAUAACUGAUGAGGAACGACUUCUAUUCCGUAAGAUCGGUCUGAGUAUGAAACCAUAUCUGCUCUUAGGGAGGCGUGGUGUUUACGAUGGAACCAUUGAGAACAUGCACUUGCAUUGGAAGUUUAGAGAGUUAGUAAAGAUAAUUGUGAGAGGAAAAACUCUACAACAAGUCAAGCAUAUAGCAAUCUCUCUGGAAGCAGAGAGCGAUGGAGUGGUGGUUUCUUUGGAUAAAACUACUAAAGGCUAUGCGGUUAUCGUCUAUCGUGGGAAAAAUUAUACCCGCCCUGAUGCACUGAGGCCUAAAAACAUGUUGACAAGAAGACAGGCAUUGGCUCGAUCAAUCGAACUACAGAGACGUGAGGCACUGAAGCACCAUAUUUUAGAUUUGGAGGAAAAAAUUGAGCUGCUGAAGGUUGAGCUGGAAGAACGGAGAAAUGGGAAAUGGCUCUUGAAAGAUUGACAUUCUUUUCUGGUAGAAACACUGAAGUGUUGUCAUGUGAAGUUGCUUUGAAAUCGGGCAACUAGUCAUUAUGAGAAUGGCACUUUUGGUUUGCAGCAGGGAAGUACAAAUUUCCUUUCAUUUUGGAGCAAACGAACAUUAUUUCAAGACAAAGGUACGAACACAUCCUAACGUUAUUAGUAGAUCCAGAUAUUGUUAAGAUCAUCUUUAGUAUUACAGGAGAUAAGCAUGUGCGACUGCUUUGGCCACAUCAAUAUCAUAAUUUCUUUUUCUCUAGCAAUUUAGAUAAACUUAUUUUCACCUCUAUCUCCUGCCAUAUAGAUAGAAAUAGUUAUUCGGUCUGUGAUAAUAUAGAAAAAUAAAUUUAAAACAGUGUUACGUUUGGUCUAAUUGCUUCGGGUUAACAUGCAUCUGUUAGUUUAAGUUUGCUUAAAAGAUUGAAUGGGAUGAGGGUGUAACCGUCCAAGCCCACUACUAGUAGAUAUUGUUUUUUUUUUUAGGUUUUUCCUUUCGGACUUUCCCUCAAGAUUUUUAGAACGCGUAUGCUAGGGAGAAGUUUCCACAGCUUUCUCCUCCCCAUCCAAUAUGGGAUCUCACAGUCUAGGGCUCAAGGUCCUCCCUGACACUAGUUCCUCUCUACCAUCGAUGUGGAACUCACAAUCCACCUCCCUUUGGGGCCAACAUCUUCACUGACACUCAUUCCUCUCUCUAAUCGAUAUGAGAUCUCAAAAUCUACCCUUAUCAAAUUAAAACCAAGAAAACCAAUAAAAAUAUAGAUUUAAUUGCUUCAGUUAACAUGCAGUUCUUGGUACAGUUUUCUUUAGUUUAACAUUAAAUAAUAAUAACUCAACUAUUUGUUGAUUUGGUUAGUUUCAUGCUAUCACAUGAGCAAGUUGAACUAACAAAUGUGAUCGGCUUAACCCUUUGGUUAUCAUUUGUUAUACCCUACAUAUAUAAUGGUUAUUAACCUUGAACAACAAAUGGACCUCUGUAUUGGAUUUAUUACUAUAUUCAUGCCUAUGA